Apodemus sylvaticus (European woodmouse) is the source of this 747-nucleotide messenger RNA. RefSeq lists its product as uncharacterized. Gene Ontology annotation, molecular function: structural molecule activity. Gene Ontology annotation, cellular component: bicellular tight junction; plasma membrane. Bases 1 to 747 code for a protein of 248 amino acids. The record is from RefSeq and is a predicted model, not a curated record. Lineage: Eukaryota; Metazoa; Chordata; Mammalia; Rodentia; Muridae. The transcript has 2 exons. Gene Ontology annotation, biological process: bicellular tight junction assembly; cell adhesion.
AUGGAUCAUUUCACGCUCAACACAAAAAGAUUUGCAGGGGUUAAGGAGUGGAUCUUCCGAGUGACAGGCUUCCUUUGCAGCUUAUUAUCUUCAGGCCUCGGAAUGAUCCUUGCAAGUAGCAAAUACUGGCGCCUCUGGGAAUUCGACAGUAAGGUCAUCCAGCUUGUUUACAUCGGACUCUGGGAAGCUUAUUACCACUGUGAAGUUAACUACUCUGGUACUGGUACCAAAAUUCUGGUACACAGACCUGUCAACUCAACCUGGACAAUUUCACCUGAAUUUCAAUGUGCACGGAAUCUGAUAUUCCUGGCAAUGCUGAUAAAACCUGUUGUUGUGUUUUUUACCUCAGCAGCCAUCAGGGUCAGCAUAAUCAAAGCCUCAGUCCCUGAGAUUCAGAUAGUGUGCUACAAGUGCUCUAUCUUUAUUCUGAUCCUCAGCAGCAUUUGUACCAUUAUUUCUGUGACCUGGAACCAUGUAGCAGAUUUUUAUGGUGAAACCACCCUUGACUUUCCACCAUACUUUCCAGUUAAGAAAGAAGCCCUGAUUAAAAAACACAGCACUCAUGUGUUUCCACUGGGUCUCCUAACAACCACCCUGUCACUCUUCAGUAUAAUUAUGUUCAUCUUUGAGAUAAGGGCACUGAGAGUUAAGAGAAAGCUGAAUGCCCAGCAUGCUUACACACAAUCUGAGGACAGCACCAUAAACGAUGGUUCUGGUGUUUGCCCAAUGUGCCAGCAGACAACCUGA